Tarenaya hassleriana is the source of this 857-nucleotide messenger RNA. RefSeq lists its product as uncharacterized. The record is from RefSeq and is a predicted model, not a curated record. The coding region runs from base 29 to 568 and encodes 179 amino acids. Lineage: Eukaryota; Viridiplantae; Streptophyta; Magnoliopsida; Brassicales; Cleomaceae. The transcript is spliced from 3 exons.
UUAAAAAAAAAAACAAAAAAACAAAAAAAUGGUUUCUAUUUUCAGAACAUCUUUAAUGGUCUUGAUCUCUUUUUACUCAUUCGAUCCAUCUCACGCUAACAUUAUAUGCGAGGAUCUGCCGGAGGACAUAUGCGCGUUCUCUAUCUCCGGCGCCGGAAAGAGAUGUCUGUUAGAGACGGAGGCGAGAUUCGCCGGGGGGGUAGAUUUCCGGUGUCGGACGUCGGAGAUCGAGGUCGGUAGAAUGACCAAUUAUGUCGAGAGCGACGCGUGUGUUCACGCGUGCGGAGUGGAUCGGAGAUCGGUCGGAAUUUCCUCCGAUGGCCUCCUCGACCCGGACUUCACGGCCAAGCUCUGCUCGCCGGAAUGUUUCGAUAAUUGUCCUAACAUCGUCGAUCUCUAUUUCAACCUCGCCGCCGGAGAAGGUGCAUUUUUGCCGGAUGUGUGUGCCGCGAGACGAGCCAAUCCCCACCGUACGAUGGUCGAGAUCCUAAGUUCUGGUCUUGUUUCCGACAUGCUAACGUCGGAGGAAUUUAGUGGAGCCCCAUCCCCUUCACCUGCCUCUACGUGAAACAUAAAAAUCUAGGGUUUUUCCAUUUCAAAUUUAAAUUAUUUAACCCCACAACAACGUAAACGAUGGACGACAUAUUUUGAUGGAUCUUUAUAUUGGAUUCAAUAAAGUCCGGAAAUAUAUUUGUUCCAGUGGUUUGGUUAUUAAAUGAAGAAAAUAAUUUCUGAACCGAACAUACAAUGCAUCUCUAACCAUGGUUAGGGGCUCAAAAUAUGAUUAUAAUUUAUGUGAGAUAUAUUAAAUUCGUUAUAAUGGUCAGUCAAUGUUAAUUACUUUUAAUAGCAAAAAU